Molecule: messenger RNA, 9298 nt
Organism: Caenorhabditis auriculariae
Lineage: Eukaryota; Metazoa; Nematoda; Chromadorea; Rhabditida; Rhabditidae
Source: the annotation of a GenBank genome assembly
AUGGCGACUGUUCCUGAAACUAACGAAGGUGGUGUAACAACCCCGAGCACAACAGUGAACAUAUCAAGUGGGUUUAUUGUUUUUUAUCUGAUUAUGCUCAUUUUUUCAGCGGUCUCGAAGAAGGACGAUGAGAAACGUGACCAAUGGGGAAAUCAGGUGAGCGAUUCUUAGGACAGAUGAGGAUCGAAAUUCUAUUGCAGUUUGAAUUCCUCCUGACGGUCCUCGGUCUUUCCGUUGGUCUCGGCAACAUUUGGCGCUUCCCGAUGCGUGCCUACGAUAACGGAGGAUGUUAGGAAGCUCUCAAAGUGAUAAAAUAAUGCUCAAUCUACUUCAGCGGCGUUCCUAAUCCCCUACAUGAGCUGCGCUGUUUUGUUCGGUCUACCGGCCAUGUAUCUGGAAGCCACCUUGGGACAGUUUCAUCGUGCGACGCCCCCGACCUUGUUUCGAAGGAUUGCGCCGAUUCUUCAAGGUAGUGAUUAGGUGACGUCAGCCGGAUUCUGUAAUGAAUCAGUAUGAAUUCUUUUACGCCUUUGUACCGCUCGAGCGGCGUCGGCGCCCCAAGUCGAUUAGCGGGGGUCCUAUUCUGAUGAUAAGGGGACUGGCUCUAGUGACAUCUCCGUCCUUGUAUAGGACGUUUGGGGAUUUCGGAGCCCUGGUUUCCCACUACCAACAUUUCUAAAUCCGCUUGCUUUGGGUCACGGCGGGGAUCGAACUUGUAAUAAAAAACACAAGUCUUCUUCUUCCUACGCCUUUGUACCGCUUAGGCGGCGUCGGCGGAUUAGCCGUUGUCCCAUCCUAAUAUUCAGUGGAGUGGCUCUAGUGACAUAUCGAUCCUUUGUGUGACGAUUGGGGAUUUCGGAGCCGUGGUUUCCCACUACCAACAUUUCUUAAACCCCUUAGAUCGCGAAGGGGAUCGAACUCGUGACCCUGUGGACCGUGAUCAGAAACACAACCUGUUGCGCUACGCAUAAGUUUUCCUUCGAAACUUAUUCAAAACCGAAAAAUACAGUAAAAAACUGAUUCUGCAAGGCUCCUAGCUCAACAGAUUUAUGGAGAAAGAAUCGGCAAAAAUGAACUCUCCUCGAAGGAUAUUCGAACCAAAGACGUAGAGCUUGUGACUCCGUCCUUUAUCCACUGCGCUAUCCGGCAAACUGAAGGGAACUCUCACGAUUUUAUACUGCUUCAAAGCCUGCUGGUCGCAUGUAGAAUGGUUAUAUGCGUUGCGUUACUCAUUCGUUCAGUGAAACUCUACAUUUCAAAACGCGCAGACAUGUUUACAGUCGGUUGAAGCUCCAACCGUCACAGAUUGCAGCGAACGAACUAUAUAACUUUGCAAGUUUUCAAUUCAGGUGUUGGUUGGAUGAACGUAAUGGUUGCGUCCAGCGUCUCGGUCUACUACAUUGUGCUCAUCGGCUGGAUCACGAUCUACAUGAUGGGCGUGUUCCUCGGCCACACUGACAAAUGGGUCCGGUGCGACAAUUCUUGGAACGACCCCAGUGAGCUCGUUUACCUUCGUUCUUUCUUGAAAGUAUCCUUCCAGACACCUGCUUCAGCCUGCGAGAACAGGAGCUCUGCUCGGCGAACAUGUCGUUUCCCGUGUAUUUCAACGGAACCUGCACCACACCACAAUACGUCAAGACUAUUGCGACCAUCGGCGCCACGGAGCAAUAUUUUACGUAUCUCCUUCUGUUUUUAUUACGGUGUAUCUUUAUCUUUAGUGAUUACGUCCUGCUGCCAUCCCAAGGCUUCACCGACUUCAACCUGAUGAAUUGGAAAUCCCUGGCCGGCAUGACGGCUUGUUGGAUUUUCACCAUAUUGGUCCUGCUGAAGGGCGUUCAGUACCUCGGGAAGACUUCCUAUGUUAGUUCCCCUAUUGAAAAAUAUAGUCCAUUCAUCUCGUCCGACUCGGCUACAAGCAAGGGACAACAGGAAAUGUGUCUUGAAGAAUAUGACAACGCGCAAGUCAUUUUCAGUCGGGUGCAAGAUGCACAUGUUGAGCGAUUCUCCUUACGUCGACAUUAAGAAUGUCUUGACCUUGUUUGCAGCCGCAUUUAAUAGAUGUCUUGCGUCGCGGUUGCGAAAAUUUUAACCGAAACAAAAGACGACUAUUCUUGAUACUACUCCUACUGGAAUGUCUUUAUCAAACAGUUGCACCGGACCAUAAGCCAAUUACGCCUUGAUCCGUGCUCUUCACCGGGCCGAAUUAUAAAAAAUUCGCUCUUUAAAAUGUCUACAGAGCGAAUUCCCUAGCUAAGCCAAUUUUUCCCGAAACUUCAGGUUACUGUAAUCCUGCCGUACGUGAUCGUCCUGAUCCUUUUCUUCCGCGGAAUCACGCUCGAAGGGGCUGAAGACGGCCUCUACUACUACCUGGGAAAGCCGGACUUCUCCAAAGUCUUCAUCAUGAAAACGUGGACCGAAGCCUUGAAGCAAAUGUGCUUUUCCUUGUCCGUGGGCUACGGUGGAAUGAUCACUCUCGCUUCGUUCAACAAGCCAAGAAACAAUUGCUUCCGAGUAUUUUGCCUACCGUAUCCCUGGUUACUGUGAUAUUUUUAGGACGCCCUGGUCGUCGUCAUCGGCGACACUUUCAUGAGCCUGAUCGGCGGCGCCGCCGUCUUUUCGACUCUGGGAUUUUUGGCUCGUCAGCGUGAUAUUGAAGUACCCGAAGUCGUCCAGAGCGGUAAUUGUUGUUGUCGUGACGUCACCGUCUGUAUUUUAAAGGUCUCUCGUUGGCGUUUGUCGUGUACCCCGAGGCGAUGAGCCGAAUGCCGUUGCCGUGGCUUUGGGCCUUCCUCUUCUUUAUCAUGCUCUUCUUCCUCGGAAUCAGCUCGGAGAUUGGUGAUUCCGACAUCAUUUUCAUUGGACUUCUUUUGUUUAAGCCCUCGUGGAAAUCGGCGUCGCUUCUUUUAUCGACCAAAUGCCCACUUGGAAGCCGAGACGUUGGGCCGUAGUCAUCGGAUGGUGCUUCAUUCUCUUCUCGUUCGGGCUUGUUAUGUGUACGGAUGUGAGUUUUGUAAUAUUCGAUGGUCGCACGUGGAAUUUCCUAUUUUCAGGGUGGAUUCUACUGGUUCGUCAUGUUUGACGAAUACGCGGCCGGAGUUUCUUCCUGUGUCUCAUUGACGGUUGAAAUCCUCGUCAUUGCCUAUGUCUAUGGUACAUUCUGAAGCUUGCUUAAGAAAAGUGCGGAGGCCUCUGCUACCAUGACAAUCGAACUUUUGACCUUGUAACCCACGGCGUUUUUUUGACGACGGCCCGCCCAUGUUUUUUCCGUAAAGUGUAGUGUGUCGUGUGCAUACACUGCGGCGCUCUGGCACACGAUCGUAAUUUUCGCGAACUUAAAUCCAGUUAUAUUUUCCCCUAUCUGGUCGCUAUUUUAAAUAUCCCGGAAUCACUGUUCUACAUUUUUCAAAAUCUUCAGGCAGAAGAAACCAGGAGCUCGACAUGCUGGAAAUGUUGGGUCCCCCGAAAAAUGCCAUCACCAAGCUGAUUGGCCAGCACUCGCCAUAUUACCAGUUCAAUUGGAUGCUUGUCACACCAACUCUUGGAACGGUAGGCACCAUUUGGUGGCACUGGGAAUGGCUUGAAACCGCCCCGCGACCGCGACGCGUUAGGCCCUUACGAAUAUACUUUUUCGUGAAAAAUGAUACGUUUUGAUUUCCUCUCCAAGUUUCAUCACUGAAGUUUCUCAAAAUCUAGCCAAGCUGCUAGUAAACCGCUACGCGGCCGCCUCGCAUAGAUCCAUUCCAAGUGCGGCCUCGAAAAAUGAUUUACUUUCAGGCUCUCGUUAUCCUUUCCAGCAUCCGCGACUAUCCUUUUGAGGGAGACCCGAACAAGUACCCUGUCCUAUUCGAUGUUUGCAAACCUUGAAAAUCUUGAAAACCCGUUCAUUUUCAAGAUUGUCGGCUGGUUCGUUUGUUCUAUUCCCGUUCUGAUGCUGCCGAUUUUUGCCCUAGUCGCAGUUUGGCAAUUUGGAAAGGAUGGAUAUGUUAGUUUUCCCAAUGAUAAGAAAAGUAUGAUCAAAUUCAGCUCCUCCGCGGAAUAUUCAUGAAACAACGCCAAUUGCCUUCCUACCCCCGAAUUUACGCGGAAAUGACCCUCGAAGAGAAGAAUUUGCAGGUUUUCCCUUGAUGUACACUUUUCACAAAAAAAAAAUGCGAAAGUUCGUUUUUUAUCCAAUGAUUAAAAAGCUAAUUUUGAUUCAAAUAAUUUUCCAGCGAAUUUUGCCCGACCGCGAGCCUUGGAGCAGUGCCGUCAAUGGCUAUCAGUUCCCCGAUGUUCUACCGGCCGAUGACUCUGACCCACCUUUGAUUCCUAACGCAUCCAAGAUGACGAGGUUCGUCGCGGCUGACGUCAACUCGAAGGCUUCGCCGGUUGAAGUCAAGAGUUCUCCUGGUUCUGAUCCCGGCACUCCGAAAGGAAAUUCGAAGGUGUCCUCCGUCGAAUAGUUCCCUGAACUUUAUGAUUUUUGUCAUUUUAAUAAAGUUAAUUUGACUUUUACAUUCGCUUUGCCAUUGAGGGCGUUUAAAGUGAAUCAGUGAAGUUCAACACUAUAAAUCUCUUUCAGUGUUCUCUUUUUACGUUUUCGAAACUCGUAGAAAUCAUUUUGAACGCGACGUUAAAAAGACAAAAAUUUGAGAUGAGAAAUUUUCUUACGCCAAGUACGCAGGCACGCUUGGAAAAUAUCGCAUGCUCUGUUAAAUUGAAAAAAUUUUCUUAUUUUUUGUUAACAAUUUUUUCGCUUGUGAUGCUUCUUAAAAUGUUCUAUUUUUAAUUAAAUAUGGAUGGGAGUACGAAGCUUUGAUCCAAAAAGAUGAGAAAGCAAAAAUGUUCCAAAUUUUUAGAAUAUUUCAAAAACGAUUGGAAAAGUUUUUAUUUAGAGUUUUUCCGCUUCACCGCAUUUUUCCGGUUGAAAUUUAUUGAACUUAUAUUUGAAUACGCAAUUUUUCCAUUUCUAAGGCUCUUUUUCAUUUCUUUUUUUCUACAUUUUUUCUUUUUUUAAAUAUUAUGUUUUUCAGGCUGUAGUGUAGAUUUACAAUAAAUUUAUCGUGAUGAUAACGUCGCUGGCUGCAGAAAUUGGGGCAUUACGCCUAGUUUCAGCUUGUUCUAGUCAGGUAAAUAAUUUGGAAAGAAGUUUUCAUUGGAAAAUAUUUUUUUAGAUGAUUGUGGCUAGGCGGCACCUUCCUGCCCGUGGAACCAAACCAUUGCCGCGUUAUUUGUGGGAUAUGGAAGAUUUGGAGAAAAAAUCCGGCGGCCAAUAUACUCCCGAACCUCUUAGAAUCAAUAGGUUGUUGUAUUUUAUGAAAUUUAUUUUAAAAUAUGAAUUUCAGAUUGGGAGGAAGAAAUCCGGAAACGGGCCGAAAAGUCAACCAACAUAUUGGCGGCGGAACGAAAUUCGAUUAUUUUAUGAUCGAUUUUCACAGAAGGUCGAGUUUUUUGAAGUUUAUUUGUUCAUAAACCCUUCUAAGGGAUUCGAAGACUUUCAAUACAUUGAAAACCAUUGGAAAACGGGUUUUCGUUUUUUUGUCCGGGCUCUGUUGAAAAAAUCUCAAAUGAAUUUAAACAGACCUUACUCUUUUAAUAUCAUCUCUUAUUUUCUGAUUGUACUAAUGAAAUUUUUUCAGCGCUCCAUUGUGUUUGUAUUCCUAAAAAAAUCCAUUCAAAAGAGAUUUUUUUAAAAAAAUGAUAAGGAAAAAGAGAUGAAAAAAUAUUUGCUUCUUCAAAAAAGGAUUACUAAUUCUUGCUACAUUAAAUUUUGAGAGCUUCAGUUAAAAAAUACGCUAUUUGAACCUGUUUCAAUAGUGGAAUCAACACGGUUAUUAAAAUUUAAUAAUAAUUAAUUUUUAAAAUUUUGAAACUGAGAUUUUUUUAAUGGAACAAGUGGUGAUCAACAUGGAAUUUGAAGAUUUAUUUAUUUUUCAAAAAUAUUUUUUUUUGUGAAUUUUAUAUUUUUUUAUGCCUUUUUUUAUUUCAUACAUAGUUUUUCAACGUAAAAUUAUCCGCAAGCUUUGAAUUUUUUGAUAAAUAUUCAAAUUUUAGAUGAAGGCUUACUUCACUAGUUACAAUUUCAAUACGCUCGGCUAAAUAUUACAUAGUUUUCAGCUUUAAAAAAUCGCAUUGUUUUAUUUUCAACAAUUAUUCAAAUUUAGAGGCCCCACGGAAGCCGGAGAAACUUACGACGAACGAGUUUUGGAGGUUCGGCGGGAUCCGAACAGAACUUCGCACAUUGCCCUCCUCGCCGGCCAGAAAGGCAAAAGAUGGAUUUUGGCCACGGAAAACAUGAAGUUUACCGUAUUUAUUGAUCAAAAAUCAAUAAAAUAUCAAUUAAGAGCCGGCGAUAUCGUCUCAACAACUUGCCAUUUGUCGGAAAAUCCGGUUAUUGGCGUCGAAGGGAACGCCUAUCCCUUGGGCUCCCUGGCCAUUGGAACCAUUGUUAAUAGGUUUGGUUUGAAAAAAAAAGAUAGAAACUUUCUAAUUCGUGAAUUGAAGUUUUAAAAAUGUUUACUUUAUUUAGAAACCUUUCGGUGUUUUUUAACAAAAUUUCAAAAAAUAUUCUAAGAAAAAUUUCAUUUUUAAAGUCAUUUUUUGUGUUUUGAGACUUUUUGAAAGCAUAGGCAACCUUUUUAAAAAUACCUAUUUUUUUCAGCCUUCAUUUUUUUGUAAAAUUAUUUUUUUGUAGUCACAUACUACUAGUUUUUUUCAUAGUGUUCUGCUUUUUUUUUGAUGAAAUUUUCGAAAUUUAAAAACUAUUAUGUGUUGAAAAAUGAACAAUUUUCAAUAGAACAGUUCCUAAUUUUAUUUCAAAUAAUCAGAGUUUCUGUGAAAAUUUUUAGUGGCCUCUAUAGGGUUUUGACGUUUUAGUGGCCAUUCUAGUGUCCUCUCCAAGUAGUCCUUGGCGAGCCUCUAUAGUGGCCACCAAAAACUUUCCCAGUUUCUAUUAUCGUAUCAAUUUUUUUGAACCUUGUAAAAUUCGUGAUGGUCAUUAGUUUCAUAAGCAAAGUCGAAAAAGGUGUAAAAGAGUUUCCAUAAAAAUGUUCCUUUUAGGAUGACAAAGGUUCCUUUUUGCUGCCUUUUUGCGCCAUUUUAUCAGCCCUUAUGCAUCAUUUUUGCUUCCUCUGCCUUUUUUCCAGCAUUUUUUGAGCCUUUAAAAUCACAGAAAUUAUGGGAAGGACUCUUUUCGCAGCCUUUCUACAACCUUUUUUGAGCCUCUUCUUUUUAGCGACCAUUUUCCACCAUUCCGACUUCGCUCGAAAGUUUCGCUUUUUUAAAUUAAUUUUGUUCCUUUUUCGCAUAUUUUUCAUGAAGGAUGGAUAAAAAAAAACUACAUUUUUACAGUUUUGAAGUUCCGAAAAAUGAAAAAAAAAAAGAAAUAAAAGUUAAGACAAAUAUUGCAAAAAAAAAGUCAUGAAAGUAUUUUUAAAACGAAUUUUCAGCGUCGAACGGUAUCCAACCACGGAAUCCGAAGUUUUUGUCCAAUCGGCCGGCGCCGCCGCCACGAUUGUCCGACAUCAAGGCGAUUUCACCGUUGUUAAGGUGAAAUAUCAUGAUUAACUUCCUUUUUUGCUACUAGAGAUGUCAUUUCAGAUUUUAAAAUCAUUUACUAUUGUUGAGGAGUUAUAGAAAAGUUGUACAAAGGUCUCAAAACGAAGAGCCGUUUUCAGUGUUAAAAGCAACCUUAAAAUAAUUUUUCGAAAAAUAACUUUUUUUUUUCUUUCAAGUUGCCUCACAAACACGAAUUUUCCAUGCAUCGGGAGUGCAUGGCGACGGUUGGAAGAUUGUCUCAUGCCGAUAUUUCUUCGAAGAUUUUCGGUUCGGCUCAAAUGCACAGAAGGUGAGGGGAAAUAGUUCUUUUAGUAAUGGAUAUUUGGGGGAUAAAAUGAAUUAGUGGAAAAUUUUCAAAGCCGAAAUCUACAGUACUGGGAAACUGUUUAGUGGCCACUAUAGAGGCUCGCCGAGGACUACUUGGAGACGACACUAAAGUGGCCACUAAACCCACCUCUAUAGUGGCCACUAUUUCCGGUAGAGUGGCCGCUUCAGUAUUUUUGCGUCCAGUAUUCCUUCCAGUAACUCUGAUAAUUUUAAAACAAACAGAUUGGACCAGUUAUGUUGAUCCAUUGACCCCUUAAGUGGCCACAUAAAUUCUAGUGGUCUAGUAGUAGAACUUAGACCUCUAUAGUGGCCACUAAUUUUUAACCCCAUAAGUGGCCACUAAUUUGACUCCUAUAGUGGCCACUAAAACGUCAAAACCCUAUAGUGGCCACUAAAAAUUUUCCCUGUAGGUAAAGGAAAGUUCUCAUAAAGAGUAAUAUUUAAAGGAAAAAUUAAUUUAACGAAGAUUUUUGUGAGUUCAAAUGCAUAAUAGUUCGUAAAAUAAAAAUUAAAGAUUUGAAAAAAUUUCUAAAAAUCGAGGAAGACCUGAGAUAGACGAUCAAGAUAAAUUUACUGAAGUUGUAUCUUUAUUUGAAAUACCACAAAUUCUUUUCCAGGUUCGGCUACAAAAUGUCAAGCGGGCUGUUCCACAAGAAGGAUGGCUACUUUGGUAGAAAGGUCUGUUUUAAAAAUAUGCGUAGAUAUAUGAUUUUGUAAUCAAUUUACUGUAACUUCACUUUGAUUUUUCAACGAAAAUUGAUCAAACCUUCAUUUAUCAAAUUCUCCGCGUUUCUUUCCAAAAAAGAAGGUUCAAUUUUAAGUUUCCCAAAUUUCGGUAAGAUUACUUCUUGAAGGUUACUAUUCUGAAAGGGUGCAGAACUUGAUUUUCGAGAUUUUUUGGUCAAGGAAACUUUUUUCAGACCAGUUUUCUUUUAAAUUUUAUGACUUGGCCGGUAGUUCAACUUGAGCGGUGACCUGUGCCUUUAAUAAGACCCACGAGUCAUCAAUUUUUUUUAUCGAUGACUCUCCAUGCGCCUUUAAUAAGACCCACAAGUCAUAAAUUAUUUUAUCUGCGUGUCAGAUCUCUUAUGACGCGACGAAACGCAAAAGAAAAAUAAUUGGGUCCUGAAAUAGGGCUCUUAUUAAAGGCGCGUGAGGUGUCGCCGUCAUUUAGCAUUACCACGCGACUUUACACGCCGUUCCAAGCCAGUCCGAAUGGACUAUUUUUUACCGUUUUUGAGAUUUUCCUGCAGUACUUCAUCCUCUUCAGGUCCGCGCCCUACCACCCGUCCGAGUCCUGGAUGCCCCUCCGACGGAACCUCCGCCGAAACAGCGCUUCACCCUCACCAAGGACGACCUCUCCGGUCUGCACGGCCACGCAAAAGUGCACAAUUUGCUCCCCUCCGGCUAUAACACCCGAGAUUAUCCCCAAUAG